AUGGUGGUGGUGCCCAAAGGAAAAGACGACAUAAGAUUGUGCAUCAACAUGAAGUAUCCCAAUGAAGCGAUACAGCGGGAACAUUACCCACUCCCCAUGAUUGAAACUUUCUUGAACAAGCUAAGAGGAUCAACAAUCUUCUCCAAACUAGAUAUUACUUCUGCGUACUACCAUAUUGAGCUCCACCCAGAAUCUCGAGGAAUCACAACCUUCAUGACAAGCAGAGGGCUCAUGAGAUUCAAGCGGCUAAUGUUCGGAAUCAAUUGUGCUCCUGAGAUAUUCCAGCGAGUAAUGUCCGAGAUGUUGGCCGGCAUUGACGGUGUUGUGGUAUACAUCGACGACGUUGUGGUAGCUGGAAGUACUCAAGAAGAGCAUGACACUCGACUGCAGAAAGUGCUGUCCGUCCUAAAAAAGAAUAAUGCCACAUUGAAUAAGUCAAAAUGUCUGAUUGGAGUAACUGAGCUCGAGAUCUUGGGAUUCAAAGUGAGCACUGCAGGUAUAUGCCCAUCAGAUGAAAAGAUCGCUGCUAUUCAGAAUUUCAGAAAACCAGAAUCGAGAGAAGAAACACGAAGCUUUCUUGGACUUAUCAAUUUUGUUGGACAAUUUAUUCCGCAUCUGUCAACGCGAUCAGAAGCACUGCGUAAAUUUAUCAGAGGCGACGUUGAUGUCUUUGGGAAAGCACAACAAGAAGCUUUUGAUGAUCUCCGAAAUGAGUUGUCGAACACUGUUCGGCGGCUAGGAUUCUUCGAUCCAAAGGACAAGACUGAAUUGUACGUAGAUGCUUCUCCAGUGGGACUUGGUGCAGUACUCACGCAGCGAAAUGGUGAACAAACGUCACGAAUUAUAAGCUUCGCCUCUAAAGGUCUGACUAAAACGGAAGGAGUUUACCCGCAAACUCAACGUGAAGCGUUGGCAGUUUUCACAAUAUUUACUGAUCAUAAAACAUUAGAAUACAUCUAUGGAGGAAAACACCAACAAGGAAAGCGUGCUUGUUCGAGAGCUGAAGGAUGGGCGUUAAGGCUCCAGCCGUACGAUUUUUGCGUGAAGCAUAUCCCUGGCACAUCUAAUAUUUCAGAUGUCCUCUCACGAUUGAGCGUAAAAGCGGAAACGACAACUGACAUACCAUUUGACGAAGCGACAGAGCAUUAUUUGUGUGCAAUCGGUGACGGCCCUGCAGCAAUCUCUCUUCAACAAAUCAAGGACGAAACCAUUCGAGACGAAGUUCUUCAAGCGGUGUCGAAAGCGUUACAAAGCCAUGAAUGGUCUCCAGGCCUAAUCAGCUACCAAGCCUUCUCAAAUGAAUUAGGGAUUAUUGACGGAAUCAUAGUGAGAGACGAGAGAAUCAUUCUUCCAUCAAGCCUUAGACGGAGAGCAUUGGUGAUAGCCCAUCGAGGGCAUCCUGGAAUAGUGACAAUGCGACGUAACCUUCGUGAGAAGGUAUGGUGGCCAUACAUGGACCGAGACGUCAGGGAAUACACUCAAGAGUGCGCUGGAUGUGCAGCUGUCAGCUCACAAUGUCCACCGGAACCUAUGCUGCGGAAGGAAAUGCCGGAUCGAGCUUGGCAAGAAAUCGCUAUUGAUUUUUUUUCGGCAAAAGAAUGUGCUACAUUUCUGGUUACUGUCGAUUAUUACAGUCGCUUUAUCAGGGUAACUGAAAUGAAAGGAACUAAUGCAUCAAAGACAAUUGAGGCUCUUGAAGAAAUGUUUCGAGAACACACAUAUCCUGAAACUAUCCGUAGUGAUAAUGGGCCACCAUUUUCCAGUGAAGAAUUCUCCAAUUACUGCAAUUCUAAAAACAUCCGCCUUGUUCGUACUAUUCCUUAUUGGCCACAGAUGAAUGGCUUAGUGGAAAGGCAAAAUCAGGGAAUAUUACGUACCCUACGUAUUGCUAAAGCGAUUAAAGCUGAUUGGAGAAAAGCCGUUCAAGAUUAUGUGUAUGCAUACAACACGACACCUCACUCAGUAACAGGAAAAGCACCGAUGGAAUUAUUGACCGGCGGACCAGUUAAAGAUUUACUUCCGUCUUUAAGGACUGAAACUCAUUGGCGUCAAGAUGAAGAAACUCGAGACAAAGAUGCUAUUAAAAAGAUGCAGGGGAAAGCUUAUGCGGAUCACCGUAGGCAUGCCAAACCAUCGGAUAUCGAAGUUGGCGACGAUGUUCUAUUGAAAAACUACGAGACUGGAAAACUUGAACCAAAGUUCAAACUCGAUAAGUUUAAAGUUAUAAAGAGAACAGGAAAUGACGUGGUCGUCACUAACGAAGAAGGUGUUAUGUACCGCCGCCCGGUGUCUCACCUGAGGAAAUGGCCAUCGACAAAAGCAUCUGAGCAGGACAUCGAACCAGAAACUCCGGUCUUUCGACCUGCUCACUAUCAGGAUGUACCAGAAGCAGAACUUGAUGAGAGGGAUGGUCCAACAACAGCAAAGGAAGGAAACACAAUGAAGAGACUUCAAGCCAAGGAAUACAGUACAUUGAUACGUCCCAAACGUGAUAAGAAAUUACCAGCUAGAUAUAGUAGCCACUAGAUGGUUCAAGCAACCUGUAUCAGAAGCAUUUUUUUUUUCAUUGUUUUAUUUUUAUUAGAGUAGAAAAGAGAUGUAGAGUCCAUAUUAUAACCAUAUUCUUGUUGAGCAUCAAUGUCUUACCCCUCAACGUGGUAAGUAACGUAAGAUCGAUUUGAAGAGAGUGAGAAAGAAUGAAAAGAGGGAGAAGUAAAUAAUAUCCGGUAUUCAGGUUGGUCUAAGACAGAACGAAUCCAAUUACUGUCGCGAGUGGUCGUCAAUAAAAGUAACCGGUGAAUAAAUCAG
Armigeres subalbatus is the source of this 2808-nucleotide messenger RNA. RefSeq lists its product as uncharacterized. Gene Ontology annotation, molecular function: nucleic acid binding. Bases 1 to 2526 code for a protein of 841 amino acids. Gene Ontology annotation, biological process: DNA integration. The transcript is spliced from 3 exons. NCBI's taxonomy places the organism in Eukaryota, Metazoa, Arthropoda, Insecta, Diptera, Culicidae. The record is from RefSeq and is a predicted model, not a curated record.